Penicillium daleae is the source of this 3066-nucleotide messenger RNA. It is a transcript of the gene nut1, whose product is annotated as putative RNA polymerase II mediator complex subunit Nut1. The coding region runs from base 1 to 3066 and encodes 1021 amino acids. The record is from RefSeq and is a predicted model, not a curated record. Gene Ontology annotation, cellular component: mediator complex. The transcript is spliced from 6 exons. Gene Ontology annotation, molecular function: transcription coregulator activity. Lineage: Eukaryota; Fungi; Ascomycota; Eurotiomycetes; Eurotiales; Aspergillaceae. Gene Ontology annotation, biological process: regulation of transcription by RNA polymerase II.
AUGCUGUCGGAUAUGGCAUCACCUGAUCAGUGGAGAACCUUCGUCCAGCGAUGUCUGGCACAUCGCGUAGACGUCGAUGAGUUCAAGAAUCUAUCGAAGUUGAUGCAGCACCGAUCACCAUUGAAAGAAGAUGACCUGCUUGAUCUUCUUCUCGAGGCCCGCGCUGCAUCCAGCAUUGCCUGGGACCCGCUCCUGCCGGUCUACGUCGAUGGGCUGUGCAAGGUCGGCCAGGUGAAGGCGGCGUCAGCAUUGCGAAGGCUAUUGGCACAUUCAUCCAUUCGCCAAAAAUCGGAAUCAAAGCGCAACAUGUCCACACUGAUGACGGACAUUAAGGUCAUUCAGGAUGUCAUGCUUUCCAUCUCAACUGGAGCGAUUCCACGGCGGAUUGCAGAAGCGGCAGAACUCUAUGAUGCGACGGUCGAAUGGAUUGUAGCCGUUGUUGAAUGGCACAAUCAUGGUGUCUCACAGCAAACUGGUGGUCUGAUGGGCUCUCCCGAUGCUGUCUCCUUGUUUGAGUCGCUUGGUAUCUUGCUUGCGGCUCUGUCAGGCACAUCGAAGGGCCUGGAAACGCUAUCCAGCGACUAUCAUCAAGAAUUGAAAACAAAGCUGGGUCAGGCUCUGACCUCUUAUUUACCUUUAUGUGUCGAUGUGUCCCUGCCUCUGCGUCACAGACUGGACGCGCUGCAAAAGGAGUUCAACCUGUAUGGACAGCAACCUUCUAAGCAAUUGGAUCCUCCAGCUAUCGAUGGCAUGAACGUCAAUUCCCUCCAGUUCGAGGCUUCGGUGAUGGACGGGCCAGUCAUAAACACUAGAGCUGGUCUCUACGUGUAUCUCAAUUCCAUGCUUGUGGGACGUCCAUUGGUCGAUGAUUCAAUGUUGAUCAAUUACCUCACCAACCGCUAUGAGGGCCAUCAAGAAGUCUUGGUGGUGGAGAUCACAACAGCCGCUUUUGAUGUCCUAUCCAAUGGCGUCCACCGCAACGAGUCCAGUCGAACCAUGUUCCUGUUCAGAACCUUCCUUGUCAACAAGCUCCCGGCAUUUUUUGCCGCAAUGACAGCAGCCUCGAUGGUGCCGAUUCCAAUGGAGAUGUGUAUCACCCAAGCACUCAGCCGCCUUGACCCAAAUUCGUUCCCCUCGUUCUCUCAAAUGUUCUCCAUGCAAGGGAGCAGCAUUCUCUCCGAUGCCCGCCAAGAGUUCCUUUUUGCUUGUGCAUCUCACAGACUCAUUCAGGAGUCUAGUAUCGAGCGGCUGCUAGGAGAGAACCCUAUGCAGACCGUACCUGUGGGCGGUCCUUACCAGAAAGAUGAUCUUGUCUCGCAAAUCAACAACAGCCCUGAGCGUGCUGAGCAAUUGAUUGGAGAGAUCGAGUCGAUGGAGGGCAAUGCAGGUGCCAUUGUUGGUGCUAUCACUGAGGUGAUGUUCAACCUGUGCAAUCAGAAAGAGACAAUGACUCUAAAAAACAUCUGCAACUCCCUCUCCCGCCGCCCACAAACCUUGGAUGUCAUCCUUUUAUUCCGAACCACAAAACAAGUCCUCCAGCCUCUUUGUACUCUGCUAGAUUCAUGGCGAUGGGAUGAAGAUCAAGGCGAGAACCAGCCGGUCUACGAUGAGUUUGGCAGCAUCCUGCUACUAGUGCUUGUCUUCAAGUACCGGUACGACUUGAGUCCUGCUGACAUGGGUAUCUCGAGCAAUGACUCGUUCUUGCUGAAAUUGCUAGAUCGGGCCUCUUGCAGUCAGAAGCUGACGGAGUUGAGUGAGAAGCAAAACAAGGAUCUUGGAGCGUGGAUCGGAGCUUUGUUCAUUGCUGAGGGUAUCAAUGAAGAGAUCAUGUCGACUUGUAGUCCACAGGAAUUCUACAUGCUUGUUGCGACUUUGUUCGAUCAGAGUCUUGGAGCCUGCGAGUCGGGGAAGAUGGACUUUGAAACGCUCAAAGGCGGGUUUGAAUAUCUUCUUGAGCCAUUUUUGCUCCCAUCUCUGGUGGUGGCACUUACUUGGCUCGGUAACCACAUCUGGCAGUCAGAAACUGAGCCCGAGAUUCCCUUGAAGACUCUUUUCUCUCUGAUUAAGCCCAGCUCUAUCUCUGGUGAAGCGCAAGCUAUUCACAAGACAGUUCUGAAUAUCACUGCUCGCCCAUUGGAGGAACAACUGAAAGAUGUCCGUACAAGACAUCAAGCUCGGCAAAAUAUCGACAAAAUCUCAGACAUCAAACCCAUCCUCGACACUCUAGAUCAGUACCUCUCUUUCCGACGCGUUGGUAGCUGCCUGCGCUCGGAACUCGAGAUAUGGGCCGCUCCAGCAGCAGGUGGGUUCCCGGGCAGUAUCCGCGGAACUCUCCAGUCCCUCACCUUAUGGAGUGCCAGCUCGGAAAUUUCUCUACAACCGCAGUCCUACACCCACCGCCAGUUGCUCGCUGGAAUCCGUAUCCUUGGCUCGACGCGCGUCUUGGGUGCUCUGAUCGACGAACUAAAACAGCAGACUGAAGCGGGCAGCGGUGACCUCGCCCUGGACAUCGCGGCAACCAUGAUAUGUACCCCGAUGCCCGAGUCCUUCGCUGUCGACCAAAACAUCUGCCAUCCUGUCGAUCCGACCAAAGAAUCCCUCCCGCGCUGCGCAAAUCUCACCCUCCGCGAUGCUCUCUCCCUCCAGCACCAGAACGUGCCCAAAAUCUCCGAGAAGGAUCCUCUCCGCGCAGAGGUCAUCGUCCGUCUCUGGCGCCGUGUUAGCCUCCUCGCUGCCCCACCAUCUCGAGUGUCCAACAUCGACGUCAGCAACAUCAUUCAGAACAUGGAGCUCGGCGUCGAGGGCCAAGAUCGUAUGAACCUUGACGGGACAGAUGGCGGUGUCGGCGGCACUGGCGUUGGCGACGACGAUCCGGGCAAUAUUGACCAGAUGCUUGACAAGGCUGCGGCGGCUGCGGCGGCGGGGAUGGAUAGCGGUGUUGGCCAGGAAAUGGGACUUGACGCUGGUGUUGGCGGAAUGGAUGCGAUUGACGACGUGCUCAACGCUGCGGAUAUGGCGGUGGGUAACCCGGAGUUCCUAGAUCUGGAUAUGGAGGGCAUGUUUUAG